GCGUGCGCUCUGCGUGCGCUCUGCGUCAAGUUAUGCGGAACUUGUUGCUCCUCCUCGGCGUGUUGUGUUGUGGCUUCCUACUUUGCUCAAACUUUGUGAAGCAGGUUCUCACGGAGGCUGCCGAGCGUUUUUUUUUCGGGUCUGACAGUUGAGGUGUGAGCGGUGAGGCGCCGAAAGUUACCGGUCAAACUCAGGAUGAAUGCAUGAAGCAGGAGAAGCUGAUCCCAAAUCAGUCCAAGGAUUAUAAUUAUGAAUUUAUUACAGCACUGUAGAUGGUCAGUUUGAUAUGAAGUGACUGUUACACUUUUUUAAAUACUUUUUUGUUUAAUUUUUGAGUGUUUUUUUUGUUUUUUUAUAUCGCGCGUCUUAAUUAAGAUGAAGUUUAACGGAUACCUGAAGCUCCGGAUCGGCGAGGCGGUGGACCUGAAGCCGACCACCUUCUCCCUCCGCCACUCUGUCAUCUUCAACAAAGCCGCUCCGGCUCUGGACCCUUACAUUGUGGUGAAGGUGGACGACUAUAAAAUAGGACAAACUCACACCAAGCAGAAAACCAACACGCCGACGUACAACGAGGAGUUUUGCCUCAACGUGAGCGAAGGUAAACAGAUCGAGAUGGCCGUUUUCCACGACACUCCAAUCGGAUACGAUGACUUUGUGGCCAACUGCAUCCUGCAGUUUGAGGACCUCAUCAAAACCUCCAACACGGGAGAGACCUUCGAGGGAUGGAUGGACUUGGAGCCAGAGGGCAAGGUUUAUGUCCAUAUUUCACUCACUGGAUCCUUCAUUGACGAUGACGCCAUUGUGAAAGAAAAGGCCUUCAAGCAGUUUACAAGAAAGCGGCAGGGGGCCGUGAGACGGAGGAUCCACCAGGUCAACGGACACAAGUUCAUGUCCACUUUCCUCCGCCAGCCCACCUUCUGUUUUCACUGUAAAGAGUUCAUCUGGGGUGUUUUUGGAAAGCAGGGCUACCAGUGCCAGGUGUGUACCUGUGUGGUUCACAAACGAUGCCACCAGCAGGUCGUCACUGUGUGUCCACGCAUGAAGAAGUCAACCAAAGAGCAGCCCGUAACCCAAGGCUUCAGCAUUAACGUCCCUCACAAGUUCAACAUCCACAACUACAAGUCACCGACUUUCUGCGACCACUGUGGCUCGCUGCUGUGGGGAAUAGUCAGGCAGGGGCUGCACUGUAAAAUCUGUAAAAUGAACGUUCACAUCCGCUGCAGAGGCAACGUCGCUCCCAGCUGUGGGGUCAACAGUGUGGAACUGGCCAAUACGCUUGCUGCAAUGGGUCUGCAGGCUGGAGGAAUCUCUAAACGCAACUCAAUGGCCAGAAAUGCAAGUCAGAUUAGGGCGCCCUCUGAAACGAGGCAGAGUACAGAAAGUAAGCAGCAGCGAAUCCCUCAUCUGGGCCUCUCAGACUUCACAUUUCUUCAAGUCCUUGGCAAGGGCAGCUUUGGCAAGGUGAUGCUGGCAAAACUUAACGACAGAGAUCGAGUUUUCGCUGUCAAGGUGCUGAAGAAGGACAUCAUCUUGCAGGAUGAUGAUGUGGAGUGUACCAUGACUGAAAAGAGGGUGCUGUCUUUGGCACGCUGUCACCCUUACCUCACACAGUUGUACUGCUGCUUCCAAACACCGGACCGUCUCUUCUUCGUGAUGGAGUUUGUGAAUGGCGGCGACCUUAUGUUCCACAUCCAGAAGUCCAGGAAGUUUGAAGAGCCGAGAGCACGUUUCUACACGGCAGAGAUCACCUCGGCUCUAAUGUUCCUGCACAGCAAAGGCAUUCUCUACAGGGAUCUAAAGUUGGACAAUGUUCUUCUUGACAAAGACGGUCACUGUAAGCUGGCAGACUUUGGCAUGUGCAAAGAGGGCAUAUUUGAAGGUGCGGCCACAGGAACUUUCUGUGGGACCCCAGAUUACAUCGCUCCUGAGAUCCUGCAGGAAAUGUUAUAUGGGCCCUCUGUUGAUUGGUGGGCCCUCGGGGUGCUGCUGUAUGAGAUGCUGUCAGGACACGCCCCGUUUGAGGCUGAAAAUGAAGAUGACCUCUUUGAGUCCAUCCUAAAUGAAGAGAUCGUUUAUGCGUCUUGGCUGAGCACAGAGGCGGUGAACAUACUCAAAGCUUUCUUGACGAAAAACCCGGCCCGGCGUCUGGGCUGCGUGGCCUCAGAGGGGGGAGAGAGUGCCGUGAUCAGCCACCCCUUUUUCACUGGCAUCGAUUGGGAGAAGCUGAAUCGUAGAGAAAUUGAGCCACCGUUCAAGCCCAGGAUCAAAACUCCGGAGGACGUCAACAACUUUGACCCAGAUUUUACUCAGGAAGAGCCAACCCUCACGCCCAUCGAUGACCCUAUGAUCCCAUCCAUCAACCAGGAGGAGUUUCAUAACUUCUCCUUCACUUCGCCUGAACUGCUGGAGAGCUAAGACUCUCCCUGUUGAUCACCAGUCAUCUUGCACUUGUCCGACUCUCUUCUCAGUGUGUAUGGUUUCGUCUAAGACAGUUCCCAGUGUACGUACAGUAUGAGGCUGUCACAUUCCCCAGAGACAUGAGGGUGCAAAGUGCUGAGGAGUCAGCUGGACACACGCUCGACGAGAAACAGGGCUGCACCUGAUGAAUUCUUAAGCACUCCUGUGAUUCCAGAAAAAAGUGGCGUAUGAUCGUCUUUUGAAAUGACAUUUAGUUUUAACUGUGCUGGGACACAUUUAUGCAACUAUCUGUGCAGAAAUUGUGAUUUUGACAUGUUGAUGUGUUGCACACUUGUCUGCCAAAAAAGUGUAUAACGUCAGAAUUUAAUUGUACAUUUGCUCUCCUAUGGAAUGAUGAAUUUGCUUCCAGUUACUAUAGUCUGUGUUUGAAAUUUUUGUUUCAGCACUGUACGGAGAAAGGAAGAACCCAAGAGUCAGUUUUAACCAGUCUGCUAGAGAUUCCCAGAAACGUUGAACUGCCAGUUAAAAUCUUGGAAGGACUGCGUAAGCAGAUGAAAUACUUUCUCAAUGAUGUGACCCUUCUCUGGAAAAGACCCAAAUAAUCAUAGACCCACGACUCUCUGGCUAAAUGAGACUUGAAACCCUAAACUUUCAAAAUAAAAGGAUAAAACGUAAAUGAGGCUUGAGAAAGAGCAGUGUGUGUCCUGCUCAACUUAACAUAAAAAACAU
Molecule: messenger RNA, 3147 nt
Organism: Larimichthys crocea (large yellow croaker)
Lineage: Eukaryota; Metazoa; Chordata; Actinopteri; Sciaenidae
Gene: prkcha
Product: protein kinase C, eta, a
Exons: 14
Coding region: 376-2415 (679 amino acids)
Biological process (GO): protein phosphorylation
Molecular function (GO): ATP binding; diacylglycerol-dependent serine/threonine kinase activity
Source: RefSeq, a predicted model, not a curated record